Molecule: messenger RNA, 1224 nt
Organism: Exophiala aquamarina CBS 119918
Lineage: Eukaryota; Fungi; Ascomycota; Eurotiomycetes; Chaetothyriales; Herpotrichiellaceae
Exons: 5
Coding region: 1-1224 (407 amino acids)
Biological process (GO): transmembrane transport; carbohydrate transport
Cellular component (GO): membrane
Molecular function (GO): carbohydrate:proton symporter activity
Source: RefSeq, a predicted model, not a curated record
AUGGCAGCUCUAGUGAUGAUGGUAGCUGCAGCUCUCCAAGCCGGCAGUGUGAACAUAGCAAUGUUCCUCGUGGCACGUGCUUUGAACGGAAUCGGCGCUGGAAUGAUCAUCGCCAAUACUCCUGUCUACAUGAGCGAAAUUGCACCGGCCCACACGCGAGGUGUUCUGGUCAGCUUCCAGGGCAUUGCCAUCACUGGCGCUUACAUAGUGUCUUCUCUCUUUGCAUUGGCGCUCCACUAUGUUGAUGCUCCCUAUCAAUGGCGCAUGCAAUAUGUGAUUCUGACUGCUUUCACCUUGAUUCUGGUGGUGACCAUGUACUUUAUCCCUGAAAGCCCUAGGUGGCUCAUGGACCAUGGGAAAGCCGAUGAAGCCUGGGAAGUUCUCCGGAAGCUGCACAAGUCGAAGACUGAUCCCGAAGCGCGACUUGCACGUGUGGAACAUAUUCAGAUCAAAGCACAGAUUGAAGAGGAGAAGUCCCUGCCAUCUGGCUACUGGCACAUUUUGUCCAAUCCUAAUAUGCGCAGAAGGGCGAUCUGCGGAGCGAUAGUCUGGGUUAUGGGGCAAUCGACCGGUAUUGUCGUGAUUGCGAACUUUGCACCCCAGCUCUUCGCAGGUCUUGGCUUUAGCAAUGUACUUCAACUUGGACUCUCAGUAGUCUGGGUUUCAGUAUGCGCCGUUGGAACAUGGCUCAGUGGUCUGCUUAUUGAACGAAUUGGUCGAGUGAAACAACUUGCACUGGGUGGUUAUCUCUGCAGUGCGUGCCUCAUUGUUGAAGCAGUUCUCCAGAAAUACUACAUCGGAACCGAUAACGCAGCCGGUCUCCGUGCAGCCACUGCGAUGUAUUUUGUUUUCGUCUUCCUCUUCGGACUCUUGAUCGAAUGUCCUGGCUACACUUACAUCGUUGAGAUUUGGCCAACACAUCUCCGGAGCGAAGGCGCCACAAUCGGCUUCGUCUCUUUCUUUCUGACGACGAUUGCGUACAACAGCCCAGCGGCAGAGGCGUUUGCGACGAUUGGGUGGAAAUAUUACUUUGUGAUGAUCUCGAUCUGCCUUGUAGCAAACACAUUUCUCCUCUGGUACUGCCCCGAGACUGCUGGUUUGACUCUCGAAGAGAUCGCAGCCAAGUUUGGAGACCACGUUGCAGUAGAGAUCGAGAACAUUAAUGUUGAUCUGGUCGAAGUGGAGAAAUCCGACAAUACACACGUGGAGACCACGAAGCUAUGA